Molecule: messenger RNA, 831 nt
Organism: Gadus chalcogrammus (walleye pollock)
Lineage: Eukaryota; Metazoa; Chordata; Actinopteri; Gadiformes; Gadidae
Product: G2/M phase-specific E3 ubiquitin-protein ligase-like
Exons: 3
Coding region: 1-645 (214 amino acids)
Cellular component (GO): nucleus
Molecular function (GO): ubiquitin-protein transferase activity
Source: RefSeq, a predicted model, not a curated record
AUGCCUCUUUAUGUCUUUCAGAUUGAGAAUGCUGCGUCAUUGGAUGAUCUGCGAGACAGUAUUUUAAGACACAGCACAAUGUUGCAGACAGCUUGCUGUCUUAGACAUGUGGCUGCUGUCGAACAAAAAAAAGAGAUUGUGGCAGACUACCUCCAUUGGCACGUCAUUGACCGCAACUCCUCUGUAAUUGACAGAUUCAAAGAUGGUCUGUCAGCCCUUGAGUUUCUUGGUGCACUGAAGCAACACCCUGCUUUGCUGACCCCUGUCCUGUGCCACGUCGACAAGAAACUCACUGGCUUAGACCUUGAGAGGGUCUUCAAACCUGAUCUCAGUCCUUCAGGAAGUAACAGAAGACUGAAAGAAAACCAAACAUUGGCCUACUGGGCAGACUAUCUUCUGGAUUGUGAAGAAGGAGAGGCUGCUGUGUCUGUGGAGGACGUGUUGAUGUUUUCAACUGGACUGAGAUCCCUUCCCCCAGCUGGCUUAGACCCACUUCCACAAUUAGAGUUCCUAGAUAACUCGCCAUUUCCAAUGGCAAACACUUGUGGAAAUGUCUUAAAACUACCACUCCUAGAUUCUUACGGAGUGUUUAAGACACAAAUGGACUUUGGAAUGCAAAAUAGUCCAGGAUUUGGCUGUUUUUGACUUCACAACCUAACCCUAGAUCCCUGAGACUAGUUUAAUGUUUGUUUUUUUCAGUUAACAUGAAAAAUAAUGGAUCUAAAACGAUUAGCAUUGUUAUUUGUUUAAUUGCCACUUUGGAAAAUUGAAACUGGGUGUCAAAUUCAGACACUUUGUGUACAUUUACAAUAAACCUGCAAUCAAUUCAGA